Messenger RNA from Helicoverpa zea (corn earworm), 1253 nucleotides. RefSeq lists its product as uncharacterized. Bases 37 to 762 code for a protein of 241 amino acids. The transcript has 3 exons. The record is from RefSeq and is a predicted model, not a curated record. NCBI's taxonomy places the organism in Eukaryota, Metazoa, Arthropoda, Insecta, Lepidoptera, Noctuidae.
CUUUGCUCUGUCUGUGGUCUUGCUUGGGCGACAUUUAUGGUGGAAAAGAUGGCCGAACCGUGUAGCAAUAGCAAAUCUAAUAAUAUGAAGCGGAAGUAUAGUGAUGUUGACAAAAUGGUCUCUGAAUACAAAACAUUAAAAUCACGCGAAACUCUAGUGGAGUUAAUGCGACUAUAUAAGGGUUACCCAAUCUUAUGUCAUAAUACUCAUGAAGAUUUUACUAAUCCAACAAAACGCAAGAAGGCGUAUGAAAUGCUUCUUGACGAAUACAAGAAAUUUGAUAAAACUGCAACCGUAGCGGGAAUGCAGCACAAAUUAAAUUGUUUCAAGUCAGCAACAAAACGAGAAAAGGCCAAGAUGCAGUCACUUGUCCGUAGUGUGGGUCGUUGUGAAUAUGAACCUCCUCAGUGGUGGUAUCCGUAUUUAAGUUUUCUACACCCAUUUGAAGGCGAACCAAGAGCGCCGAGUCCAGAUUAUUUUUAUUAUAGAAAAGCCAGAGAAGAAAUGGAAAUAGAAAUGAAGAAACAUGGCUUAUUGCCGGAAGAUCAGGAUCAGUCAUCAUCAGAGCAGGAUUGCGAAACUGCGAAAUUAGCAGCUUUAAAUAAGUACUCCGCCGAAGCAUUGGGAAAGACGAUUAGACACCAAAUCCAAGAGUUGGAUUACUCACAACGAGGCAUUGCGGAGAAGUUAAUAGAAGAGAUAUUGUUUUACGCCAAAAUGGAACGAUUGACUCAGGAAACUGUAUUGCAAUUAGAAUUAUAGUCUAUAGAUUUUUUUUUUGUUUUAAACUAGUUUUAAAUAAGGUUCUAGUUUUAUAUGGAAUUUUGGUGUACUACAAAAUGGCUUUAUGACAGUUGACAAACGGAUGGGAAUGAUCUCUGAACUCCUGAAGCAUCAUAUAAUAAAUAUUAAUAAAUACAUAAAUCAAUAGAGUUUAGUGCCACGACGAAGUGCGGGAAUUGAAACAUACAAAAUAUAUAUUUUUAACUAAGGGAUAAAUAGAUAAAUAAAUAUAAGAAUUAGUAAUUUUUCAUAAUAAGAAGUAAUUUAGAUAAAUAAAUACAUAUAGAUACCUCAAUGUAUUUUUUCAUGUCUUUUACUUCGAAACUUCUAUCAAUUCAAAUAUUUUCCAAAAAAAUAUUAGUAAGAGAGACAGAGACAAAACUACGGCGGCUUGACAUAUAAAAACUAGUGUUAUCAGUAAAUAUAAUUUAUAUAAAUAUAAUGACAAUAAAUAUAAUUUCUCCCCUUCA